Molecule: messenger RNA, 1266 nt
Organism: Ooceraea biroi (clonal raider ant)
Lineage: Eukaryota; Metazoa; Arthropoda; Insecta; Hymenoptera; Formicidae
Product: Phosphatidylinositol glycan anchor biosynthesis class K
Biological process (GO): attachment of GPI anchor to protein; proteolysis
Cellular component (GO): GPI-anchor transamidase complex
Molecular function (GO): GPI-anchor transamidase activity
Source: RefSeq, a predicted model, not a curated record
GGUCUUUUAUAGUUUUUUAAAUGGAGAUUUAAAUGUAGUUUUUCAAAACGGUAUGAAAUGAUGAAGAAGUUGUUAAUUAAAGUACCCAAAGUGCACGUGAGAGGUUACAACGUCCUCUAGACGAUGGUGCGACGGUGUCAAUUGACAAUCGAUCACUCACCUUGUGAUUUAUCUAAUUGAAAAGUAACCUUACUUCAGAUAAAUUUCUUAAGUGCAUUACAAAAAUGCAUUUAACAGUUUGUGCCAUGGUGCUGGCUUCUCUCUCAGUCUUGUGUCACGCGUGGGAGGUACCGGAGAACUUUGCGAAAACGGAGCACUCCAACAAUUGGGCGGUUCUGGUCGACACGUCGCGCUUCUGGUUCAACUACCGGCAUGUUGCGAACGUUCUGUCGAUUUACCGUAGCGUCAAGCGCCUGGGAAUACCAGACUCGCAGAUCAUCCUGAUGAUAGCCGACGAUAUGGCGUGCAAUCCGAGGAAUCCCAGGCCGGCCACCGUUUUCAACAACAUCAAGCAGCACAUCAACGUUUACGGCGACGACGUGGAGGUUGACUACAGGGGUUACGAAGUGACUGUGGAGAACUUUGUGAGGCUGCUGACCGGUCGUCUGGCACAGGAGACGCCGAGGUCGAAGAAACUGUUGACCGAUGAGGGCUCGAACAUCUUGAUAUACCUGACUGGGCACGGCGGUAAUGGAUUCUUAAAGUUCCAAGAUUCCGAGGAGAUCACCAGUCAAGAGCUGGGAGACGCGUUGGAACAGAUGUGGCAGAAGCGCAGGUAUCACGAGAUCUUGUUCGUGGUUGACACCUGCCAAGCGAGCUCCAUGUACGAGAAGUUUUACUCCCCGAACAUACUAGCUGUUGCUUCUAGUCUAGUAGGGGAAGAUUCUCUGUCCCAUCAUGUGGAUCCAGCCAUAGGCGUCUACAUUAUAGAUCGGUACACUUAUUACGCACUAAAUUUCUUGGAAAAAGUGGAACCGUCUAGUACUAAAACGCUGGGCGAAUUUUUGAAAGUAUGUCCGAAGGACUACUGUCUAUCUACAGUGGGCGUAAGAAGAGAUUUGUUUAGAAGAGACCCGGAUAAAGUGCCGGUGACAGAUUUCUUUGGUUCGCUCAGGCCAGUGGAACUCACCACAAGUGUAAUUAAUGUUCUGCCUAUUAGUUUCGGUCCUAUAGAGAUUCAGGAACCGGAAAGAAAAUAUAGUUACGUCGCUCAGUUUCCCAAUAUAUCCCGUUAUACAUGAUAAGAAUAAAUAGAAAUUUUUAUGU